AUAACAUCGUAUAAAUUCCUUCACACAUGGAUGUUUGAUAAAAUAUACAUGCCUUCAUUUAUUUGAGAGCGCUGUUACUGAUCUCCAACUCAUAGAGUAUGGACAACAACAACCAGCCCUCACAUGGAGAAGCUCCAGCCCGCUCCUUUUUCUUCAGAGCUGUUGGGCUCUUCACCGGAGACAUGAAAGUCUGCAGAGAAUGGGUAAAAAGGCAGGUUUUCCUUAUCCAACUGCUGGACUGGAUUUUCCGAGGGGUGGCUCAGGUCAUGUUUGUGAACAACCCUCUCAGCGGACUCCUCAUCACAAUUGGCCUCUUCCUCCAGAACCCCUGGUGGGCUCUGAAUGGUCUUCUGGGGACCCUUAUCUCCACUGGAUCAGCCUUAUUACUGGGACAAAACAGGUCUGACUGCAUCUCCUUAUUCUUAUGUGACUACAGAAAAAUAAAUGAAAACGUUUUCCUCCAAGCUCUGAGCAAUUAUCGAUGUCUUCCACUUGUUUUCCCCGGGGCUUCACUUUCUUUUGGCUUCACACUGCGCAAUUUUCCCUCUGCUUCUUGUUUAAUUGUGUUUUGCACUCAUGUUGGCUACAUCUGUCACACUCGCAUCAGGGAAGCCAUAUCAGCGGGUUUGUAUGGCUACAACGGAACAUUGGUCGGCAUGCUGAUGGCUGUUUUCUCUGCCAAAGGGAGCUGGUACUGGUGGCUGUUACUGCCAAAUAUGUUUAUGUCCAUGUUGUGCCCUGUGGUCUCCAGUGCUUUGUCCUCAGUUGCCAGCAAAUGGGACCUUCCGAUAUUCACCCUUCCCUUUAAUAUUUUGGUGUGCCAACACAUUGCAGCAACAGGAGCCAAUCACCCCUUCUUCCCAGAGGUGGAUUUCCAGUCAAAUCACCUUCAGCAGCUUCCUAAUGACUCCAUCCAAAGCCUCAAUAUCUCUCAGCUCCUGCUGUCAGUGCCAGUUGGUGUUGGCCAGGUGUAUGGCUGUGGCAGUCCUUGGACAGGAGGCCUCAUCCUUCUGGCCCUGCUGCUUUCCUCUCCGACGAUCUGUUUCCAUGCCAUGUUGGGCUCAGUAGCUGGCACGCUGUCUGCUCUUGCUUUGGCAGCUCCUAAUGAGGAAAUUUACUCAGGGCUGUGGGGGUAUAACAGCGCUCUGUCCUGCAUUGCCAUUGGAGGUGUCUUCUAUGCCUUAACAUGGCAAACUCAUCUAUUAGCAGUCAUAUGUGGGAUCUUCUGUGCACACAUGAUGGCUGCGCUCUCCAAACUGAUGUCCAUGCUUGCAUUACCGGCCUGCACGUGGCCUUUCUGCCUGUCGACUCUCAUCUUCCUCCUCAUUUCCUCUGAGAUCCCGGCCAUCUGCAGACUGCCUCUGUCUGUGGUCUCCUACCCCGAGGAAAAUCGACACUACCAGAAACAAUUAAAGGCAUUGGAGAAAGCGCAGGGCUGUCAGCAGAGAGGCGGCCAAGAGGAGGCUGAGCUGAAGGAGAAUGGAGGCCUGAGUGUCCACUUGGUGGUAGAAAAGGACAGCAGUGAGUGAAUGCAUGUGAAGACACAAAGAUGCUACUUUUCCUGCCUUUGUGGGUGUUCAAUUCUGGGAUAUAAAGGAAUAGUAUGGGUAUACAAUUCUGGUAUUUCCUCUCUUAUAUAAUAUUUGUUAUAUAAAAUGGCUGGCAUUGAAGAAAAUAAACAGCAAAUGUUUUCUUAUGCAACCAAGCUUGUCUUACCACCAGAGGGCAGCAGUAUUCAAGGAAAGACAAAGCUGCUGUAAACCUAUUAAAGAAAUACUGAGUGAUUUUGAAUGAAAGGACACAUUUAUGUAAACCAGCUCUGUUAGCAAUAACAUACAUUAUUUUGAAUGUGAUGUAACAAAUGUUCUUUGGUUUUUCUGGUUGCUGUGAAAUGAUUUCAAAUGCAGAAGAGCAUUUCAUCAGUACAAGCACUGAGCUCCAAGGGAGAUUUUAUAAAGAAACCCUCCAUUCUCUGCCAGGCAUAAUCCAUCACCGCCUUCUGUGCUCAAAUCUGCUCCAUUGUUUCCUCCUCUAAUUUCUCUUUAUCUCCUGUUAGGUUUCUGCCUGUGCCUCCUCCUCUGUCUGACAUGAUUUUGUAACCCCCUUUAUGCUUAUCUUCUUCUGCUCUCUAUCUGUAUAACUCUCCCUUAAAGGGCAACCUUUAUCAUUUGUUCCUCAUGCAGGAAGAUUCUGAUCUUUGAAAAGAACUACUUAGACAUCAGCUGAAGGAAAAACAAAAACAGCUCUGUCUGGGUCUGCGUCUGCAUUUAUAUUGACAUUUAUAAAAUAGUGUGUCAUUAUUGCCAUCUGUCUGUCUGGGUAUGUGGAGUACAGAGACACAUGGCUGAAGUCUAGCCAGUGCUACACAUAACAGUCACACUCUCAGACAUGUGUGGGUGCUGUAGGACAUUAGGGGAGAAGGUGUGAGACGAGGGUAGGGGAAGAAGUUGAAAAUGAGAGCUCAUUUUCUUGCCUGGUGCUAAAUUAUGGCUUGUUUUGACAGAUUUUUGAAGUGUAAUGUGCCUAUUUUCUUUCUUUCUUACAAUCUAAAAAGUCCAGAACAUUUUACGUAAUAUUCUAAAGGCUUAACAGAGGAGAACUUUCCUCUAUCCUCCAUUUUUAGUUUCUCUUAUCAAAGCUAGGCUGUAGGUCAAAGUCACCUUGCUCAGUGGGUUUUUCUGUGGCCUUUUACACAAUGUUGAUUCGUUCCCCGACAUUUGAAGGGCAGCAUGAAUGCCCAGCAGUGGGAUGGUGUGAAACGAGGUUGGUGCCACUUCCCCUGUGUUAGUACUGUCUGCUUACAGCAGUGUGAUUCAGAAGUCCACUGCAGGAGGUACCUACUGUUCCCACAAAACAGAACAAAGGCAGAGAGAGAGGCAGAGCUGAACCUGGGAGGGAUGAAGCCUCGACACAGUCACACAAACCUGCAUGAAUGCAAAGAGAAAGAGCACUGUGUCCCUGUACAGACUGUCUGUCCUCUCUGGUGUCUGUCUGAUAAGAAUAGCAACUCUCAUGUAACAAUUUAGGCCAGAGAAUUUCAUAAGUGCAGACAAUCAUGGUUCUGAUGAAGAGAAAAAAGGCACUAACAGGAUCAGCACUGGAAAAGGGAACAGUACAGUCUGAUCCACCGACUCUUAUUCAUAACUCUAACAGAGAGAAGAUCAGAUUGGGCAAAUAUUCUCCAAAACACACUAUUUGCGUAUGAUUUAUGUUACAUAUUGCUAUGAAUGGAGGAUCCCUUUGCAUAAGCAUGAAAAAUCUGGCAAAUGGUAUCAAUGGAUUAAUAGAAAGGAGCCGGCAUACUACGCAGAUAUUUACGCAAAGGGGAAGCGUUUACAGAUUUGUCAGAGAUUCCUACAUUACAUAACUAAACUGAAUGCAAGGAUUUACUGUAUAUAGGCUGCAAUUGGAAGGAGCUUUGAAACCACCCCCAACUUUCAUCACAGAGGCACACAAGAGGCAUUUCUAAUUAAAAAAUAUACAAAUGGAUACCUCAGUGAAUUCAAUUUGAUUCAGUAUGAUGCUCACAAAAGCUAGGGAUGCACAGAUGCUUCGGUUUAACAUCAGUAUGGGCAAAGAUCAGAACUGUUGAUAAAUCAUGUGUAAAUAAUAUGGCAUAAACUAAUGUCAGUAGUAGGGAUGAGCUGGUGGCCCACAACCCAGUUCAAAAGGAAGUAACAAGAAAAAAAGAUUCACACAAACGAGGGUUUCAAGCCUUAUUAAUAUUAUUAUUAUUAAAGAAAAUAUCAACAUGGAUCCAUACUAUGAACCAGAGAGUCCAUACUACAUGCAGCCAUCGCUGUCAACUCGUCCACAGACCAACACAUGCUACUCUGAGACAUCUGACUCCAUGGAAAGAUUCAUGAGUCUGAAGUAAAUGUCUCCUUAUCAACAUGCUGCUCUUUCCUCAAACAUCUGUCCUACUCACAUUGAUCGCUGUGAUGAUGGCUUUUACUCCCGCUAAACAAAUGCCAUCAGCUUGCUUCUUCUUCCACAAGACUUAAAGGGACAUAUCUGCAGUCACAAGUUUCAUUAUUGGCAGGCUAAUGUUCUUCGUCCUGAUAUAAUCACAAAGUCAUGUUCUGAAAGGUGCUAACAAAGUUAAUGUCUGCCUUUUGAGUCAUAUGUCCUUGAAAAAAAUAAAAUAAAACUGAAGUACCACAUUGACAUUAAGUAUCCAGACCCUUUGCAAAAAUGGCUGAAAUUUAGCUCAAGUUCCUCCCAUUUCUCUGGGUGGUUGCUGAGAUGUUUCUGCACCUUGACUGGAGUCCACAUGUGGUAAAUGAAAUUGAUUGAACAUGAUUUGGAGCUUGCAAAAGCCAAGAGGGCUUUCAUGUGUUUUAUACUGUGGAGAGGCUUCUGUCUAACCACUCUGCCAUAAAGCCCAGAUCAGUGGAGGGCCUUUGGAUACAGUGGAUACCUUUUGAGCCAAAUGGCUCAGUUUGACCAGGAGACCAGCUCUUGGAAGAGGCCUGGUUGUGCCAAACUUUUUUCCAUGUAUGAAUUAUGGAGGCCACUGAGCUCUGCAGGCAGUUCCUUUGACCUCAUGUCUUGGUUUUUGCUCUGAUAUGCAUUAUCAGCUGUGAGGCCUUCUAUAGAGAGGUGUGUUUACCUUUCCCAAUCAUAGCCAAUCAAUUUAAUUUACCACAGGUGGAUUUGAAUCAAGGUUGGAGUUCAUUACGUUCUGACUUCUUCUAAUUUCCUAAAUGCUAUAUUCAUUUAGACAAACUGUGAUUCAUCAGUAAGUGAUAUAUUGCAAGAAAAUAAAUAAUAUGCAUUCAAA
Cheilinus undulatus (humphead wrasse) is the source of this 4783-nucleotide messenger RNA. Its product is annotated as urea transporter 1-like. NCBI's taxonomy places the organism in Eukaryota, Metazoa, Chordata, Actinopteri, Labriformes, Labridae. Bases 99 to 1529 code for a protein of 476 amino acids. The record is from RefSeq and is a predicted model, not a curated record. Gene Ontology annotation, molecular function: urea transmembrane transporter activity. The transcript has 9 exons. Gene Ontology annotation, biological process: urea transmembrane transport. Gene Ontology annotation, cellular component: membrane.